UUCAAGACGCUCCUCGCCCAUAUUUUAAGUCCUUAUUCCCAGUCUCGAGCACAGACAAUUGCAUGAUUAAACAUGGCCUCCUCCAUUUCUGCAGUGAUAGUAAUGUGGGUGGUUGCAAUGGCCGCGGCAGCAGCAGCAUCAUCACAGACAUGGAUUGAGGGUGAGGCUUUGCGCAGGAGCACUUGGUGGCGGUCUUACAACACUACUACAGGCCAUUGUAAUUGGCCAGGCAUAAGCUGUAAUGCCGGGGGAAGUGUCACUGAGAUUUGGGCGGUUCCAACUCAAGAAAAUGGGCUGCUUACCCAAUUUAACUUCUCUUCAUUUCCAAAUCUGGUUCGACUAAAUUUUAGCUCUCUUGGCCUGAAUGGUGACAUCCCAUAUCAAAUAGGUACUCUCACAAAACUCACCCACCUUGAUCUUUCUCACAACUUUCUUUCUGGUGAGCUGCCUCUUUCGCUGACUAACCUCACCAAGUUAGCGGAACUCAAUCUUGGUUAUAAUCACAUAUCUGGCCAAAUCCCAAGUGAAAUUGGGAAUCUGAGAAAUUUGGUUGGCCUAGUCUUAGAUUGUAACUAUCUCAAUGGUGUUAUUCCUUCGUCUUUAGGCCAGUUAACCCGCUUAACUUCUCUCUACAUUGGUUGGAACCAAAUGGAGGGUUCAAUCCCUCCUGAAAUUUGGAGUUUAAAGAGCUUAGUUGAUAUUUACUUUGAUCAUAACAUUCUCACUGGUGUCAUUCCCUCAUCCGUGGGCCAUCUGACUAAUUUGACUUCUCUCCACCUUGCUUCGAAUCAAAUCACGGGGUCGAUCCCUUCUGAAAUUGGGAGUUUAAAGAAGUUAGUUGAUUUGGCCUUAGAUAAUAAUAAACUCGUCGGUGUGAUCCCCAAGGAACUGGGUAAUUGCCACAGCUUGCGUUAUUUGUCUCUGAAAUUCAAUCGUUUGAAUGGGAGCAUUCCUUCGGAGAUCGGUGGCCUGGUUGCACUACGAAAACUUGAUUUGAGUGUCAAUAAUAUUAGUGGGACCAUACCCCUCCAGUUCCAAAACUUCAACAGCUUAGAGUAUUUGGAUCUCUCUUACAAUUAUUUGGAGGGUUAUGUACCCUUCGAACUGCAUCUUCCAUCUCUAUUUCGAGCAUUCGAACACAAUAAAGGUUUGUGUGGUGACACCAAAUUUGGCAUUCCACCUUGCAGAAAAAGGAACAGAAUCACAAUCAUCAUCAUUGUGGUCAUUUCUUUAUGCUCCGCCUUGCUGAUUUCGUCUAUAAUUUUUGGAGUUCUAUUAAUUUGGAGGCGGAAGACGAGAAAACUUCAACCUGAGGAAGCAACUACCACACAAAAUGGAGACAUAUUUUCAAUAUGGGAUUAUGAUGGUAAGAUUGCUUACGAAGACAUCAUUGAGGCGACGGAGGAUUUCGACAUCAAAUAUUGCAUUGGGACUGGAGGUUAUGGCAGUGUCUAUAGAGCGAAAUUGACCAAUGGGAAAGAGGUUGCCUUGAAAAAACUUCACACCUUGGAAAGUCAGAACCCAACUUACAUGAAAAGUUUUACAAAUGAGGUGCGGGUGUUGUCAAAAAUCCGACAUCGAAAUAUCGUAAAACUAUAUGGCUUUUGUCUACACAAAAGAUGCAUGUUUCUAGUUUAUGAGUACAUGGAAAGAGGAAGCCUGCAUUGUGUCUUGAGUGAUGAAAUUGAGGCUUUGGAGUUUGAUUGGAUUAAGAGGGUGAAUGUUGUUAAAAGCAUUGCCAAUGCCUUGUCCUACAUGCAUAAUGACUGUAUCCCUCCUCUGCUUCAUAGAGACAUAUCAAGCGGUAAUAUUCUCUUAGAUUCAGAAUUCAGGGCCGUUGUAUCUGAUUUUGGAACAGCUAGAUUGCUUGAUCCUGAUUCAUCAAAUCAAACCCUUCUUGCUGGCACUUAUGGUUAUGUUGCACCAGAACUUGCUUACACUAUGGUUGUUACGGAAAAAUGUGAUGUAUAUAGCUUUGGGGUACUUACAUUGGAGAUAAUGAUGGGAAAGCAUCCGAGAGAACUUGUCACUAUCUUAUCAACUUCUUCAUCUCAAAAUAUAAUGUUGGUGGAUAUAUUAGAUCCUCGUCUUGCACCCCAUAUUGAUCCAGAAGUUAUUGAUAAUGUGGUUCUCAUCAUAAGGUUGGCACUCAAAUGCAUCAAUUUGAAUCCGACAUCCCGUCCAACAAUGCAACACGUGUGCAAGGAAUUUGAGACUUGCACCCCAUUUCCUAUACCCUUCCAUGCUAUUUCACUUGGGCAAUCGAAAGAUCAAGAAGUAUGAUUGGAUAAUUGGCAUGAUAUUGGGAUAAAAGUUUGAGUUGAUUUUUCUUAAUUUUAUGUAACUAAUUAAGAUAAUUAUCUUUUGUUAUUACGGUUGUUGACUACAAGAUGCAUAUGAUAUUGAAUUAUGGU
Molecule: messenger RNA, 2414 nt
Organism: Vitis riparia (riverbank grape)
Lineage: Eukaryota; Viridiplantae; Streptophyta; Magnoliopsida; Vitales; Vitaceae
Product: MDIS1-interacting receptor like kinase 2-like
Exons: 2
Coding region: 73-2283 (736 amino acids)
Biological process (GO): protein phosphorylation
Molecular function (GO): protein kinase activity; protein binding; ATP binding
Source: RefSeq, a predicted model, not a curated record